Clunio marinus is the source of this 729-nucleotide messenger RNA. The record is from the annotation of a GenBank genome assembly. NCBI's taxonomy places the organism in Eukaryota, Metazoa, Arthropoda, Insecta, Diptera, Chironomidae.
AUGAAAAUUUUCAUUCGAACUUUAUUUGCGACCAUUUUCCUUCUGAUUGAAGUUGAUGCAAAACGUAAAGUUUUCAUGACUAGAAACAUAACAGUUGAAGCAAAUCCAAGCUACAUCAACGAAUCAUAUGCGACAAGUCCAUGCGAAGUGAACACGAGGAAAAAUCCAUGUCCCAAUGUUCCUGCUAUUUAUUUGUAUGUCGUUAAACAGAUCCGCGAUCCAAUGCUAGAAAUUGAAACUCGCGAUAUUACGACAGAUUCUAUAAUAGUUCAACAGGUUUUGAAUGGAAUUUAUGCUUCAAGUUCCUUUCCAACAUCACCAACUUACGAUAUUUUAGUCAACUUCUUCACCAUCAAUCGACCUAUAACAGCAUUUAAAGAAUGUCAUAAUGAAAAUAAUCGCAUCACUUUGCAAAAUAGAAAAAAGAGCCUACAAGUCAAUCUCAGCCUAAAAGUUUCUGCUUUCAAUUGCAUAACAAAAAUUCUUAAACCUUCAAAUUUCAGACGAUUCGGCAAUCGUGAAAAUCUUGCGACUUCAUUUACGCCUCCAAGCAUCAAGCAAAUGAAAGAUGAGAUGAGAGCUAAGGCAUAUGGAAUAGGUCACGAUAUGCCAAUUCUUUCAAGAUUCAGGCAUGGAUUUUUAUUGGCUUUAAUUCUUGACCUCCUGCCAGCCCCGAAGCCAUACAUGAGAACAGAUUUCGAUCUUCUUCUUCUUCAUCAACAGCAGUAG